Messenger RNA from Ornithodoros turicata, 1771 nucleotides. RefSeq names its product hemicentin-2-like. The record is from RefSeq and is a predicted model, not a curated record. Gene Ontology annotation, cellular component: plasma membrane; axon. Gene Ontology annotation, molecular function: cell-cell adhesion mediator activity. Gene Ontology annotation, biological process: homophilic cell-cell adhesion; dendrite self-avoidance; axon guidance. Lineage: Eukaryota; Metazoa; Arthropoda; Arachnida; Ixodida; Argasidae. The transcript is spliced from 5 exons. The coding region runs from base 113 to 1639 and encodes 508 amino acids.
AUGGUGUUGGUUACCGAAAUGUGACGUUUUGCCUACGUCAUAUAGGCUGUUCUGUACGUCGCAGUACACCACAGUCGACAACCUACACGUAUCUUUUGUGCUAAAUUUUUUGAUGAUGUUCUUGGAGCUGCUGUUUGGAGCCCUAGUGACCGCUGUGAAGGCGUCCGACUACCAACGCGUAUCUGAAGGAGAUUCCUUCGAGCUCACCUGCGUUCUAACCAGGGACCAGGUGACGCAAUGGCAGAAGGACGGAUGGCGCGUCAACGCUUCGCCCAAAUACGUUACGUUCGACAGAAUCAUCAACGCGGCCACAAAGGUGAGCACGCUGCGCGUCGCAUCUGCUGACCUGACCCAUAGCGGCGAUUAUCGCUGCUCCAAUGACUCAAGGCGAUCGCAGAGGUUGCACGUCGUCCCAAGAACUGCCGCAACGAGCCAUACGCCUUGCUAUGUUCUGACCGUGUCCGAGACUCUGGAGAUCCCGUGCCCUCGAACAGGCUUCCCGCUUUGGUAUCACAACGGGCAGCUACUCCUCUCUGGCAAUCCUCGGAUCCAGAUCCGCACCGACCGGCUCGUCAUCCUGUCGGCUCUUGAACGCGAUGCCGGCGAGUACCGUUGUGAAUACGGUGCCGUUCGCGUCGUUGCCCCGAUUCAGAUACAGGACACGCAGCCAGUCCAGGUUGUUCACAAGGGCGAGACGGCAGUCAUCGAUUGCAACGUGUCCAGCCAAGAAACGCCCAUCGUAUCGUGGCAAGUUGGCAACCAAUUUCCCCUCAAGAUAAACGCCUCGGGGACAAAUAACCUUAGAAUCGACAACGUGAGCGAUGUGCAUAGAAACGUGUACACUUGCCGCGCAAUGCACCGUGACUGUCCAGAAUCCGCCGUCGAGGUCUCCACGAUGUUGUUCGUCGAGUCCAUCAUCACAAACGAGGCUGCCCCCGGGGCGGGACUCCGCAUCGAGCCUGACGAUGAACAACUCGUCAUGAGUUGUAACCAGACGGCCAACUUCACCGGCUUCGUGUGGUGGAAGGGUCAUACGCUACUUGAACCCAACAGUAGGGUAAUCAUUACGGACGACAGCACGACGGUUUUGAUCAAUUCACCGAUGGCGAAGGACGCUGACAACUACACUUGUAGCUCCAGGACGUCCAACGAUUCUGCAGUGAUUCAAGUGCGCUACAAGGUUUACUGCGAACUAGACCUGGAUGAGUCCACGGAGCCCUCUUAUUGGAUUGAGGGUAGCCAAGCCAAGCUGGCGGUUGUCACCACUGGCGUACCGCAGCCUUCCAUAGUAUGGUUUAAGGAUAACGUUUCCCUGAACGAAGGAGAACGGGUUCGAUUGGUGGACCAUCAGAACCUGAGCAACGGCAUGAUCCUGGUGCACAGCGUCGUGAAGGCCGACCGGGGCAUUUACACGUGCCAUGCCAGCAACGGCGAGGACGAAGACCGGAUGAACGUCAAGGUCCGCGUGCGGAAUCGCUACGCGGCGGUCUACCCCUUUGCUGGCAUCUGCGUCGAGUUGGCCAUUUUGCUGACUAUCAUCUUUGUCUCGGAGUUCCUCAACCGAAAACGAGAGGAGGAUCCACCAGAGGAGAAGAAGACUCGUCGUAAGGAACGCCACAAGGACCGCGCGGGGCAGUAGAGCUGUGCACAAUACCAGUGGGCUCGAUAAGAUAUAUUUAUUUUUUUGUAUGUCGCCUAUACGGAAACAAAGGCGCCCCUGCGGAGUCCCGGCGCGGUUCAUCUUUAAAUAAAUCUCGAUCCAGUGCUAUAA